GAAAGUGGGAGGCUACGGAAGGGGUUCCGAAUCCUUGGUGUGCCAACCAUCACCACCCCAGCAGACCUCUCCAGUAACCAGAUCCAAGAAUCGAUUCCGGUCUGUCACUUUAUUACACAGCAGAAGAGAGAGAGGGAAAGGGAAUGCGCCUCGGACGAUGCCUGCUUCCUACCUUACUGCGGUAGCUUCAAGCAUAUGACGACGGUCAAGCACUCAAGGAACUCAAAGCGAGCCCAAGGUGACAUCCGUGGAAAUUCCCAAGAAGUCUGUGGGAACGUCGGAAAAGAAAGUGGCAGAAACAGGGUCUCUCUCAGCUCCGCAACCUCCGGCCCGCAGCGAGGAAGGCGGUCUGGUUUUACAAUACUUCCAUGUCUGCUUUCGGGGUCCUGGGCUGGGUGCCUUACCCACGAUGUUUACCUCAUGGUGGAGGCAAUGGCACGCUGGCACGGCUGGGAAUGGGAACACGGUGCAGCGAAUACAUGCAGAAGCGGAACAGAAGCAACACCCCACCACCGACGCCGGUCCACUCCGGACCCGACGAAUGACAGUUUCGACAAUGGCACCCCCAAAGGCCAAAGACGCAGCCAAGUCCAGCGUCGGGACGCCAGGUCUGUGCCUCGCUACGAUAUCCUUGCUAGCCGCAACAACUAAAACGAGCCUAACGCUCGCCGUGCACACCCUGCUGCCUUUUCCCAGAAUUCGCUCCCGCUCCGGAUGAAUUCACCGUCGCAUGGGUGGGCUGCGCGAGGCACUUGAC
Messenger RNA from Colletotrichum godetiae, 757 nucleotides. RefSeq lists its product as uncharacterized. The record is from RefSeq and is a predicted model, not a curated record. NCBI's taxonomy places the organism in Eukaryota, Fungi, Ascomycota, Sordariomycetes, Glomerellales, Glomerellaceae. The transcript has a single exon. The coding region runs from base 196 to 651 and encodes 151 amino acids.